UGAGCUGACGUUUAUCCCAGGUCACACAGCAUAAGCUGUCGUCUGCUCUUUAAUGUGUAGGGAGCCUAGUGGGGGGGGACUUAGCUUGUGUGAUUGUGACAUGCAGUUUAAUCUUCAACUGGCCAUUGUUUAUUCCUGAAAGCAUCUUGGUACCUUUGCUCCCUGUCUAUACUGACUUUUGAGCAUUUCAGGGAUCAAAGAUGUUGGGUCCGUCACAAGUCAGAAGAAGGUGGAGGCUGGCAGGGAAGCCGCAAGGGAUUUGACAAGAACAGGUCAGUCAGCUCAAGUGUUGUAAACCGCGUAGACGGUAGCACAUCAGAUGCAGAUAAGUUGGGCCAGUAGUGGCAGGCAACUGAAUGUGAUUACAGUUUUACUCCAUCAGGCUGGAUAAAAAAGAAUACAGAUAAGUACGCAACAUAAAUUCCUGAUAAAGUCAAUGAAACUGGGCAGAGCAUUAAGACAUGAAGUGUGAGAAAUAAAUACCAAGAAAUUGUUUGUUUGUUUUUUUAGAAAUCAUCAACAGAUAUUGUGCCUAGUUAGUAUAUAUAAAUUAAAAGUUCUGAGCAAAAGGGAAUCAGCAAGAGUUGUGAAGUCAGAGCAAAAUAGAAACAACAGAAACCCACUUAGAGAGGAUUUGAGAUAAUUACGUAACAGAGAAGUCUGUGUUUUUGUUCUUUUGGACUCCUAAUCUGAAGAUGAUUCUUAAAACACAUCCAUGAGUGUAUUUAGUAAAGUUUGUUGACAAAAGAUGGACACAUGGCAUUGCUUAGCUAGUUGUGUUUGCAGUCUCUGCUCUCUUUACACAACGAGAAGAAGCUCCUGAGGAAUGGCCCUGGCGGAGGCGACUCUUUCAAGUCUGCUGGUCCUGCUUAGUCUGCACACAGUUGCAGGUAUGUCUGGCUGGUCUGAAUGCUUAGAUGGCCAGGAUGUGUUGGCAAAAAUCAAAGAAAACAGCCUCACGGGAGACACUGUCGCCGAGUUUGUGGCAAACACAGACCUGAAAGGGGUUCGGUGGAGUCUGUCUGGGAGGGAUGCUGACUGGUUCUACUUAGACGGAAGAAACAUCCGGCUGAACACGUCAGCUGAAAAAGUCCUUGACCAAGAGACUCUUGGUCCAGUCUUAUUGGCGGAGCUAUCAUGUUAUGAGGAAGACAUGUUUCAGACCGUUUACAGAGUCAUGGUGGAGAUUCUUAAUGAGAAUGACAAUUUACCCAUGUUUUCAGAAAAAAGUGUACAGUCACUUAGGUUGAACGAGCUCACUCCAGUAAAUGCUGUGGCUUUUACUGUCCAAGCCUUCGACGCUGAUGAUGAUAAGAUACUUUACUCAAUUGACCAAACAAGCCCUGACGCCGAGUACUUCAAGAUUGAUCGGCCAAACAGUGGUGAGGUGAUCCUUUCCAAACCGCUGGAUUACGAGACUAAAACUCAGCUCACUGUCACCAUCUACGCUUCUGAAAUGAACACUGCUGAGCACUACAACACCAGCACCAACGUCACCAUCAUGGUUCAGGAUGGAGAUGACCAGUACCCACGGUUUGUGCCCUGUGUGUUGCUGUUCCAGGAUGAGACCAGUCGAAUCUGCACCAGCCCCACGUACAUGGUCAAUGUCACAGAGGGAGAAGAGGAUAUUGUGCUGGAAUUUUCUCCGGGUCCCAUUCAUGCGGUGGAUGGAGAUAGAGGCAUCAAUUCCUCCAUCAGCUAUGCUAUUCUCUCAGAAGAUGAAGGUGGGCAUUUCAGUAUCAACAGAGAGACCGGUGAGUUGAGACUGAUGAAGGGUUUAAAGGACAGACUCCUAACUCCUGUUGUGCAUCUUCAAGUCAUGGCGUACCAGGACGACGAUCCCAGGAAGUACUCUGUUGCAACAGUGCUGGUCAGGCUUCUGGCAGUGAACCAGUUUCAUCCAGAGUUUGAGCUGCCCGAAUACUGCGGCUUCGUCACAGCUGGAAAGAGUGCAGCCUCUCUGGUCAACACAUACGGAAGCAGAGCUCUGAUUUUAAAUGUCCUGGACCAAGACUUUGAUAAUGGUUUCAAUCCAAUGAUCUACUUUGGCCUUGGCGCUACAUCCAACCACACUGAUAUUUACCAAGUCACACAGAGCGGACUCCUGAUCGCAAAGACCAGUCAUCUCAAGCCGAAGCAGAAGCACGUUCUGGAGGUUAUGGCUGUUGACCAGGAAUCCGGUGACUCUACUUAUUCUACUGUAGUAGUGGAAGUGUUACCUGAAGGACAACUGAUCCCUCACAGUCCUCUGGUAAAUGAACGCCUGACAGGCUGCACUGUGGGCAAAGCACUUUUCCUGAGUAUGGCCUUCAUGGGUGCAAUCGGAUGUAUCCUGUCUGUGUUGAUGUGGUUGAAGAGGAAACGCAAAGGAAUGAGAGACCCGCUGGAGAGAGGCUGUGUAGCCCAGGGCAAGCACCCCAAUGUGAGUUUACGCUGGUUCCAGUUGGUGAAUCAUCGUACUGGUAUGCCACAUAUGGAGGAGGUAUCCUUCCAAAAUGAGGAAUGUGGUACCUGCAAUCUUUCCUUUAGCUUCCCAGACAAACCAGACAGUGAUACCACAAAGGACAUUCCUAUCUGCACAGGGCCCACUUCACCAACAGCAACUGGUGUUACUGAGGCCCCUGCCCCACUUCCCACUGAAAGCUUGCAAAGUCCUGUGAUCCUAAAUAACAACGCUUCUACGGCAACCAAAAUUUCCUGUGGCUCACCCGACUGUCCCCCUCCCAAGGAGGAUAUGAGCCCAACACAUGUGAUAGAUGCUGGCAGGCCGCCAAAGGCAAACGCUGACCUACCAUGUGACGUGACCUCAGGGCCUUCAGAAGAACAGUCUAACACUGAUUUAGACCCAGCAACAAAGGAAGACACCAACCCUUCUCCUUUAAAUGAGCAGGAUGUGGAAACAAGCGCCUCAAACAACCUUGCUGAGUCAGCACCCUGCCCCUCCUCCCCAUCCAGCAAUGAAACGACUUCAGCAAAAAUGGACGACACACUUCCAAAAACUAAUGAGCAGACCCUCUCGCAUUCGCCGCCACUGUCACCACCACUCCCCAAGGAGACAGGUACGCCUCCUCCCACCCCGGAGCAUGGCCCUUUAAAAGCCACUUUGGUGCACAUAGACACAUCCCCAACUGACACCCCUCCAGAUUCACCAGAGGGAGCAGGACAGACUCUGAAUGCUGAGGCAGACCAACCCUCCACCUCCCUGGACCACAUAUAUCCAACAGAAGACGUCGAAAGCCCGUCUCCGGACCGGAGGCCCUCGACAAACUCAGGAAAUACCUUCAACAGUCGUGGAGAGGAGGAUGAGGAUGAGGACGGUUUUCUAGGUGAUGAUGAUGUGGACAAAAACAGCGAAGAUGCCGAGAGUGACCGAACAGAGUUCAGAAGAUGGAGCAGGUGAAAUGAAUAUGGACGGCUAAGAGCUGAGCUGAGCAUCAAGAAACACCGGACAGGUUCUGCUGAGGAAUGGAUUACAGCACAGUCAGUGCAAGAAAAAAAACACCCAGCAACAUACAAUCAAGUGGAGAAAAUGCACAAUGCUUACUCUACAUAUUUCAGCUUGUUUAGAUAACAACUAAUGAAAACCUAAUGCAGUUGACAGGUGUUUAAAGAAUUUUUAUUUGUCUUUGUGGCCGAUUUUUUUUAAAGCUUCACCAAAUAUCCAUACUUGCCAGUCAAUGACUACUGACCCGUUUCCAUGCUGGUUGAUUUCCAAACUUUGCGUUUAUGAAGUCAGGAAAAUCUCUACAUUUAAAGCCACAUGGGAAAGUAAAGCCAAAUUUAUUCUGCGUUGUUCAGAGCUCUAAACUAAGCAUACAUGUAAAUGUAAUAUUUGUUUUUCAACUUUAUUAUUUACCUCAAGGUUUGUUUUAUAUUAAUGUAAUCAUAAGAUUUCUUUUCUGAGCAAAAAAUAUGUUAAAAUUAAAUAUAUAAUAUUUUAUAUGUUUCAUUUUAUUAUUUGCAUAAAUUAGAACAAUUUGUCCUCUUUAAUAUAAUCUGCAAACUAUGGUUACCAUUUCAUCGCGGCUGUAAAAUAAUUUGUAUGAAACAUUAAAUUUCAGGGCAAUAAUAAAGGCUUUCAGUCUAAGGAAGUGUUUACUUUACAGCGACGAAAGGAAGGUUGUGACAUUUGUAGGUUUUAAUCAACACAUCAAUGGUUGCACUUUAACCUGCUUAAAGAUAUGUAUAAUUACACAUGAAUAGUAGUUAACAACCACAGAUGUGUAUCUUGAGUGUGCUUGGAUGGAUGGAUCCAACCCAUUACCUAAAGCUGAAAAGUUCCCACUAUAAGACAAAGCUGUGCGAGCUUUAGAGCUGCAACAGGAAGAAAAUUAUCUGAACUUGUGACUCUUUAAACUUAGGAAAGUUCACUAAUUGUUUUGUCAUUCACACAAAUUAAAUGAAAAGUUUCUGCUCUUUGUCACUCAAAAAGCAAUACGACGACGAAUAGAAAAUUUAACUUAAGAUUGUUUGAGUUAAAUGCGGAUGAUCUGAAGCUGGACAUUGUUUCUGUGUUGUUAAACAUAAAAAAGCAUUUUCUUAACAGAAAUUCUGAAGUUACCUUUAGGUUUUUAGAUGACAGAAAUAUAGAAGUGUCCGAAAGUGGAAAACCCAAACGCAAAUACUAUACCUUAUGCAACCGAGUAAUUAAGCAGGAUAAAAGAAAUAAACAGAAGUCAACCAAUUUUAUGUUUUUUUAUUGAGACUUUGUUCUCAGUCAAAAAACUUUAACCUGAUUGUUAGAGUGCUCAGAUUGCAGGCCAUUGACUUAUUUUCAGUAAAUUCACAAGUCAAUUGCCUGUCGCUGCAGUGAGCAGUGUAAAAAAUAGAACAAAUUUUCAAACAUCACAGAAACGAUGCAAACAAAGAAGUUAUUACCAGUGGUUAUAGAUGUUGAUAGUGAUGAUAUAAGCAUAACAAAAGUGAGAAAGGAAAACUUUGAGGGAAGAGUACUUUUCCCUUAACUGUUCAAAGAUUUUUUUUUGUUUUACUUGGCACACAAGUGAGUUAGUAAUUCAGCUAAAUCAAAUAAAACUAACAUAAAAACGUUCAGCAAAAUCAGUCAUCAAAAAUACAAGUAACAUAUGUACACACACUCACAUGCGCAUACAACUGAAAUGGCUAUGAACAAAAAAAACAAAACAAAAAAACAAGGGAAGCAGCUUUUGAUGAUUUAACCAACAGUCUAUAUAAAGCCAGUUUCAGAUUGGAUCAGCCAGGAGUACAUCCUAUUUUCUUUUAGGUUCUGAGGUAAAACAACAAAGGUGAUCCGAUCCAGAACCAACUGUCCCUCAAAUUCAGCUUGAAUCCUUCAUCUAUUACAAAAGUAUAGAGUUUGUCAAUGUGAACCAGAAAGUAAAAAAUUACAAUCACUAAAAUGUUGUAUUGCACUAAGGCCAAUGGGUCGGUGCAGCAACUGGAAUUUCUUGUGUAGUUCUGGUUCUAAGCAGCCGCAUUACAGAUAACCACAUGUUUUCAAAUAAUGUGAAGCGAUGAAGGACAUCUGAACGGGAAAUUAGUAUAUCAGUUUAGGCCAAGCAAUAGGCCCAGUGCAUUCGAAAAAAUAAACUCCUCUGCAGACUGGAAACUUAAACUUUGGGUGGUUUGUAAAAAAAAAAAAAAAAAUGGAUAAACGGGUUGUAGAAAACUGCAAGUCCAGCA
Molecule: messenger RNA, 5661 nt
Organism: Poecilia latipinna (sailfin molly)
Lineage: Eukaryota; Metazoa; Chordata; Actinopteri; Cyprinodontiformes; Poeciliidae
Product: cadherin-related family member 5
Exons: 16
Coding region: 827-3400 (857 amino acids)
Biological process (GO): homophilic cell-cell adhesion; multicellular organism development; cell migration
Cellular component (GO): membrane; catenin complex
Molecular function (GO): beta-catenin binding; calcium ion binding; cadherin binding
Source: RefSeq, a predicted model, not a curated record